AUGCGGCGGAAGAGGGCGAGGGUUUCCGCCCACUGCCCUGCCCUGCACCGGCGGCGGAGGAGGGCGUUCCAUUGGACCGCGAGACAGAGCUUGGUGGCGGACGCCGGCAGCUCCACAGCGGCGGCGGUUCUCCGGCGGCGCUCCGUCUCAUGCAGGAGACGAGGACCAAGACGAGAACGAUACAACCCUCCAAACCCUUCAUAUACAUACAUAUAUAUAUAUAUAUAUAUACGGAUAAGUAAACAUACACAAAAAAAUAGGUUUUUGUGA
Molecule: messenger RNA, 270 nt
Organism: Spirodela intermedia
Lineage: Eukaryota; Viridiplantae; Streptophyta; Magnoliopsida; Alismatales; Araceae
Source: the annotation of a GenBank genome assembly